Molecule: messenger RNA, 2113 nt
Organism: Lactuca saligna
Lineage: Eukaryota; Viridiplantae; Streptophyta; Magnoliopsida; Asterales; Asteraceae
Source: the annotation of a GenBank genome assembly
CUCGUGAACAAAGAGAUUGUUGCACUAUAAAAAGGCAAACCCGUCUCCUUCGUUUCUCGUCUCUUCCAUUACUCUCUCCUCCAUACACACAGUGGAAAGAUUUUAGUGAGAGAGUAAUUAAUUCUUUCAAACAUGGCCCUCCUCAACGAUUUAAUCAAUCUCAACCUCACAGAAUCCACCACGAAAAUUAUCGCCGAAUACAUCUGGAUCGGUGGAUCGGGGAUGGAUCUUCGAAGCAAAGCCAGAACACUUCCUGAACCUGUAACUGAUCCCAAAAAGCUGCCAAAAUGGAAUUACGAUGGAUCGAGCACUGGUCAAGCUCCUGGUGAGGACAGCGAGGUCAUAGUCUGGCCUCAAGCUAUUUUCAAGGAUCCAUUCAGGGGUGGAAAUAACAUUUUGGUGAUAUGCGAUGCAUACACUCCCGCCGGCGAGCCAAUUCCGACCAACAAGCGGUAUGCGGCGGCGAAAAUCUUCAGCGACCCCAAAGUCGAGAAGGAAAUCCCAUGGUAUGGAAUCGAGCAAGAAUACACUUUGUUGCAGAAAGAUAUCAACUGGCCUUUGGGUUGGCCCCAAGGCGGAUUCCCCGGACCUCAGGGCCCAUACUACUGUGGUAUUGGUGCCGAUAAGGCUUUUGGACGUGAUAUCGUCGAUGCACACUACAAGGCUUGCCUUUACGCCGGAAUCAACAUCAGUGGGAUUAACGGCGAGGUGAUGCCCGGCCAGUGGGAGUUCCAGGUCGGACCAUCUGUCGGAAUCUCUGCCGGCGAUGAGAUCUGGGCUGCUCGUUAUAUUCUUGAGAGGAUCACCGAGAUUGCUGGAGUCGUGGUUUCGUUUGACCCCAAACCCAUUAAAGGUGACUGGAAUGGUGCCGGAGCUCACACCAACUACAGCACAAAAUCAAUGAGAGAAGAGGGGGGGAUAUGAAGUCAUCAAGAAAGCUAUAGAGAAAUUGGGUUUGAGGCACAGAGAACACAUUGCUGCCUACGGUGAAGGGAAUGAACGUCGGCUCACCGGUCGCCACGAGACAGCCGAUAUUAACACAUUUAAAUGGGGGGUGGCGAACCGUGGUGCUUCGAUUCGUGUUGGGAGGGACACUGAGAAGGAAGGGAAGGGGUAUUUUGAGGACCGUAGGCCAGCCUCUAACAUGGACCCGUAUGUGGUUACUGCGAUGAUUGCCGAAACUACCCUUUUGUUGUGAACGUGAAACGUGAAGUAUUUUGGGGAGAUUUCUGUUAGAGUUGGGAAAAGAUCCUUCUGUUUAUUAUUGUUAAAAGUAGUGUGUGCCUUUGUUUAUUCUGUUUUAGUUGCUUCUGGCUUUCAAUUUUUAACAGCAAAUGCAGUUUGUUUGGUGAUUUCUCCCUAGUGUUUGUUGGAAAUAACGUUUAAUAACAAUGUGAAGGGUUUUGGUUUUCAGUUCUAUUAUCAUUUUGUUUGUUUUUGUGAUUUUUGGGUUCAUCGAUUCGUAUUGUGUUGUUGUUUCUUUUGAUGUAUUCCUUUUGAUGACGCACAAUAAAGAUUCAUUUUUAUCAUCAUUUUGUUUGUUUUUGCGAUUUACGUUUUUGCACAUUUUUCACAUGAUUGGGUGAACUAAGAGAUUAAUGUUUGUACUUUUUGAAACUUUCAUUGUUUCUGUUUAUGCUAGUUUGUUGCUAGCUUGAUUUUAUAUAAAAUCAUUCCAGCCAUUAAAAAAAACUAUUUAUACUUUAGACAAGUGUGCGGUUGGUGGAUUGGAUAAUACUAACAUUAUAAUAUAUAUGGGUUGUUUAGGGUUGGGGUUGGCUUAAAACUUUUUUUUUGUACAUUUUAAAAUGUUUAUAUACGGUUAUGAAACUAUCUUUGACAGCACAAUAGGGCAUUGAUGAACCAAAAUACGAACAAAAACAAGCAUAUGGUGACAAAAGAUCGAAACCAACGUUCACAUUGUUAUUAGAACAAUAUAAUUUUAUCAACUAUUAUUCCCUACAAUCACAAAGAUAUCACCAACCAACUGUAUUUUGAGGCUAAAAACUUGUUAACCGGAAUCAAAAUCUCCAUUAAUAAGGGUUGUACUUUGUAACUUGACACGAGGUUCAUAUUGUGUUUCUCGCAAAGAGAAUAAAUUUUUUGUUGUUAA